Anoplopoma fimbria (sablefish) is the source of this 3105-nucleotide messenger RNA. RefSeq lists its product as uncharacterized. Lineage: Eukaryota; Metazoa; Chordata; Actinopteri; Perciformes; Anoplopomatidae. The record is from RefSeq and is a predicted model, not a curated record.
AUGGCUCCACUGCUAGCCCUAGAUGGACAUGAUGAAUGCCCCGCAUGCCUCGGUGUGGUCCACCUGAGAGAGGGGCUGUCCGACAAUCAGUGUAUGAAUUGCAGUUUCAUGCCACAUGGGCUGAAAGUGGCAAGACUAGCCGAGGUGGAAGGACCUCAGGUUGAAGGUGAGCUUCCCCUGCCUGGAAGAGAACCAGUGGUACGAGUACGCUCCCCACCCAGGGCUGCCCCGCCCAGGAAGAAGGCUAGGAAGGCUGACGGUUAUGCUGCCAAAGUGGACAAGCUAGUGUCAGAGUUCGCUGAGAUUAAGAGUUUGCUCUAUAACCUUCAGCCAGUCAGGUUGGCGUCAAUCUCUCAGGCUGAGGCUCCAACUACACCAGAAUGGGACGGAGAUGCUCUGUCUACGAGGGCUUCCUGUAGCCAGUUCUAUGAAGACAGGCCGGGACAGGGCGAGCCAUAUAUUGAGGAGCUUCACAGAUGCUGGCCAGACCCCAGAUCUCUAUCUCAUCACACCAGUGACAGCAGGGCCUUGGCUUCAAUGCAGAAUGCCAGCAAGCAUGGACUCGACCGAAUGCCAGCCGUAGAGCCGACCAUUGCCUCCCUCAUUGUGGCACCAGAAGAGGUGUUGAGGCCGAAUGCUCGCUGUCCCAGGCCACAGUGUCGCAUCACUGAUGACCUGUUAACAAAGUGCUACGACACAGCGGCACGUAUGGGCCGUAUCGGGAACUCCUUGUCCCAUUUGAUAUUGGCCCUGUCUCAGUCCUUGCAAUCAUCCAGUACAGAUGCUUCAGUGCAGAGUCUAAGUGACACGUCUUUGCAGGCAUUUGCCUUCAUGACCAGAGAGCUUGGUAGGCUGAUGGCGUCGCUUACGCUGGCUCGCCGCCAGGUAUGGCUGGCCCAGUCCCCAUUAUCAGAGCCAUGCCGGAGGACCCUUCGCACUCUCCCCGUAGUUCCGGGAGAGCUGUUUGGCCCAGCAGCACAACAGGCCUUGGAUCGUGGCAUCCAGGCUAACCAGACACGGCAGCAGUUUGCUAGCCUUCGGGGAGCUGCAUCCCAACCGAGGCAGCAGCCUCCACAAGGACCUCACCAGCUCCUGAGCGACCCUAUCAACCCCGUCGGGCUCCCACAAGGCCAGCACCACAGGCACAGAGGGGUCGGGGGUCGGGGUUUCCCCCCAGGCCCCCAAGAGGGCGUGGGGGCAGGUACUGACGGCUCAUGGCCGGGCGUCGGGCGCUUCACCCAGCAGCACCUAAUCUGCUGGGGAAGUUGCACUACAGACCCUUGGGUGGUGACCACGCUUUCCCAAGGGUACAAUCUCCAAUUCCGACGCCGGCCCCCAGUUUUCAGGGGGAUCAGACUGACUACAGUCAGCGAUCCCACAAAGCGACAGGCCCUCAGCCAGGAGGUAUCCACCCUCCUGGAGAAGAAGGCCAUCGAGAUCGUAGAUCCUCAGACACAGCAAGGUGGGUUUUACUCAGUGUAUUUUUUAGUUCCAAAAGAGGGUGGGUUUCGCCCUAUACUGGACUUACGAGGGCUGAACAGUUUUCUGAAAGUAUUGCCCUUUCACAUGCUAAAGACAGCGGAAGUGCUCCAGGCCGUCGCACGGCAAAGCUGGUUCACAUCAAUAGAUCUAGAGGAUGCAUACUUUCACGUCCCGAUAGCACCACAUCACAGGCCAUACCUGCGCUUUGCAUUCGAAGGGCGGGCCUACCAGUACAGGGUCCUCCCAUUCGGGUUAUCCCUAGCCCCACGGAUCUUCACAAGGUGCAUGCGGGCAGCGCUCGCACCAAUGCAAGCCACCGGAAUACAAAUCCUCCCUUAUCUGGACGAUUGGCUUAUUUGCGCUCCAACCCGGCAACAGGCAGAGCAGGACACCACAGCCCUCCUAGGCCAUGUGGGAAGGUUGGGUCUUACAGUCAACUACGGCAAAAGUUGUCUAAUACCCAGCCAACAGGUAUUAUUCCUUGGCAUAACCCUGGACUCCGUCCAAAUGCUUGCCUUCCCGUCUCCACGGCGGGUAGAGGCCAUACUCCAGAUCCUCCUGCAUUUUCGGGAGGACAGGAGGGUAAGGUACAGCCUUUUUCUCAGGCUGUUGGGAAUGUUGACGUCAGUAACGUCAAUAGUGCCACUGGGCCUCCUUCACUUGCGGCCGUUCCAAGUUUGGACCAAUGGCCUCCACUUAGAUCCAAGGUUGCACGGAUCCAGGAAGGUCAGGGUGUCCAGUCAAUGCCUCCUGGCAUUACAACCCUGGAGACGCAGGGCAUAUCUUGCCAAAGGUGUCGCACUAGGUUCGAUCCCCUCACGCCGCGAAGUGGUGGUGACCGAUGCUUCGCUCUCUGGCUGGGGGCAGUGUGGCAACAGGGCAGUGAGAGGGCUCUGGAGUGCGCCGCACAGGACACAGCACAUAAAUGUGCUCGAGCUCCGUGCUAUUUAUUUAGCGCUCCACCAAUUCCUGCCAUAUUUGAGGGGCAGACAUGUUCUGGUACGAUGCGACAACAAGUCAGCUGUCUACAAUGUGAACCACCAAGGGGGCACAAGGUCGGCUCAGUCAUUACAGGUUGCACAGCAACUUCUUGUAUGGGCUCUCCCUUACUUUUCCAGCCUCAGGGCUAUGUACCUUCCAGGGCCACAGAAUACGGUGGCAGACUUUCUUUCACGCCAGAAACCCGUCGGGGAGUGGCGACUCCACCCAGAGGUAGUAGAGGCAAUUUGGAGCAAAUACGGCACAGCAGAGGUAGACCUGUUUGCUUCAGAGUCCACAACACAUUGCCCUCUCUGGUUCUCUCUGUCAGAGACGAGUCCGAUGGGACAGGAUGCCUUGGCACAUCCAUGGCCACGUCAACUCCUUUAUGCCUUCCCGCCAUUUCCACUGAUAGGGUUAACUCUACACAGAGUUCAGAAGGGGAACCACAGACUCCUGCUGGUUGCCCCAAACUGGCCAGGGAGACCUUGGUUUCCAGUAAUGUACAGGCUGCUAGACGGAGAUCCAUGGUGCCUGCCGAAGAGGCGGGACCUGCUCUCACAGCUGGGGGGCCACAUCUGGCACCCCAGACCAGAGUGCCUGCAGCUAUGGGUUUGGCCCUUGAGGGGCCUGAUCCACUUAUAA